CUUUUUUCUAUUUGAAAACAAAAACAACGCAGCUGCAAGAAAUUUUUUCCUCUUUUUUCAAACGGCGUUUUAAAAAAACAGGAUUAGCACGCGCAAAAUACAAUAAGAUAAGAAAAUUUCUUAGAAAAUACAAUUUUCAUAAAGAUUUUAUAAAAAAAACAAAAUACAUUUGGUAAAAAUCUUAUGGAUUAAACAUAAAAGUAUUACUUAAAUUUCCGAGAAAUCUAUAAACAAAAGCAAAAUGACCACCACAACGUUAUCCACAUUGGCCACCUUCGAUGAUCUAAGACGCUGUGUCCAUGUUUUAAUUGAUGGUACAGCAGAAGAAGAAUUUCUUAAGAUUUUACAGCUACAAGAAAAAAUGCAAUUGGAAUGCAUAGCCAGAGCACAAGAGGCUCAACGCAUACAAAAAGAACUAGAUGCUUCACUACAAUCCAUGGCUGAUUUGGAAACUAAACUGUUUCAUGCCCGCCGAUUGCUGGAAAUGGAAAGUAAAGCACGCAAAGAGGCCGAAUAUGAACGCGAUCAAAUGGAAAAGAAAAUAGUGGCCGUGGCCGAUUUGUUGCAGCAUGAAAACAAUCUUAAAAAUGAGACCAAAGACAAGUUGGCCUUUUUGAAUACAUUGUCCAGAAAGCGGAAGUCAUUAAAUACUCAUUUGGAGGAGAAAUAUGGUAAUGAUAUUAAUUCCACGGGCAGUUUUUUGUCAGAUUUGUCGAUUACCCAAUCGGAAGAUGAUUUCCUAGAUAUACGUCCAGCCAGAACUCUGCCUAGAAGUAAAAGAAGUCGUUUGAGUAACUCCAAAUCUAAUGCACAAAUGGCCGCACCCUCCGGUCGCAGGCGUUCCUCCAGACGCAGUAAUGUGGCUUUGCAACAGCAUACUAUUGAUAACGAAUUGGGGGCGGAACGUAUAUGUGCUACCACCAAGGUUACCAUACCACAAGAUGGCAAUGGUGCCAUACGUGCUGAAUCGACCAUAGAAACUGUACCGGUUAUAGUACACCAAGCAGAUGAGCCGGAGGAAGAGGAGUGUUUGAGUGGAGGCCCUUGUUCUACACCACGCAAAACGCCAUUUAAGGAGGCCACUGCACCACCCAUGACUCCAGCUAAUAAUAACAUGGAUUCUCCUAUGAAUCACAAUUUACGUUCAGCAGGUACUCUCAAACGUUUACACAAUUUUGUUAGUAAAACCUUUAUUCGAGCGGAAAUGUGUACUCAAUGUCAGAAGAAAAUCCGUUUUGGUUCAGUGGGCUUACGUUGUCGUGACUGCCCUGUACGCUGUCAUACCGACUGUCGUCCUUUACUUACCAUCAUGUGUAUGCCCACAGCCGGUACUCCAGUUUUCAAAGGCCUUAUGGGUUAUAUAAGCGAUUAUGCUCCAUCCAUGGCGCCUUUAAUACCAGCCCUUAUUGUCCACUGUGUCAAUGAAAUCGAAUCUAGAGGUCUUAAUGAGGUGGGCAUUUAUCGUGUCUCCGGUUCAGAACGUGAAAUUAAGGCCUUGAAAGAUCGUUUCUUACGCGGCAAAACUCCUCCUCAAUUGUCCAAUAUUGAUAUCCAUGUUCUGUGUGGUUGCAUUAAAGAUUUCUUGCGUUCUUUGCGCGAACCUUUAAUACCCACAAGUCUGUGGAAAGAUUUCUGUAAUGCCGUCCAAAAUCCCUCCGAACAGGAUAUACAAACGGAUCUAUAUAAGGCGGUAGAGGCCAUGCCUCAAACAAAUCGUGAUACUUUGGCUUUUUUGAUUUUACAUUUUCAACGUAUUGCUGAGUGUCGUGAAGUUUUAAUGCCUUUGGAUAAUAUUGCUCGUGUUUUCGGUCCCACUAUAGUGGGUUAUUCUUCACCAGAUCCCGAUCAACAUGCCAUCUUUACUGAAGUCUAUACUCAAUAUAUGGUAAUGUUGAAUUUAUUGAAGAUACCUUUUGAAUACUGGACACAAUUUGUUUCUCUGGGUGAGGCGAAGGAAAAUUAUCAGAGUGGCUCAACUUUAACACGAACACCAAGCCAUAAUAAGGAUACGGUGUUUUCUUUAUAUGCCACUCCCAUGAAAUCCACUCUUAAGAAACGUAAAUUUUAUGAUUAAUCCUGCCUUUAACAACCGAAUCAUAGAAAAACAUCUCUAAACAUGACUUAAUUUUAUAUCUAAGGAAUUUAUAACCGUUUAGUUACUACAAUUAACAGAAUAUAGUAUUAUAUUAUUAUAUAUUUGUUUAUUAAUCACACCAACCUAUUUGUUAAGUAUGUAUUCCAUUUUUUGGGCAAAUUUUGUUUAUUUCUUUUUUUUUAUACUGAACUUACAUUUUUAUUUUCAAUUUAUAUAUUCUUAUAUUGCACACCUUCUUAUACUCAUUUAUCUUUGGAAGGUUUUUUGGGCUAAAGGGUUUUGUAACAAACAUUCUUGAAAUACUGUUUUAAUUUUCUUUUAUUGCAAAGGAUUUUUGCUAAACUUUCUUAAA
Molecule: messenger RNA, 2447 nt
Organism: Lucilia sericata (common green bottle fly)
Lineage: Eukaryota; Metazoa; Arthropoda; Insecta; Diptera; Calliphoridae
Gene: tum
Product: rac GTPase-activating protein 1
Exons: 3
Coding region: 242-2074 (610 amino acids)
Biological process (GO): signal transduction
Source: RefSeq, a predicted model, not a curated record